AGAAAUAGAAAAAUUGGGCCACAAAUUAUAAAAUCCUAGAUUUGAUCAUUAAAAAUAAAAUCCAUUCAAAAAGAUUCCUCCUCCCUAAGAUUUUUCUGUCGUAAAUGCAAUAAACAAGAAGUUUGAAGGGUACUUACAGGAAUCCCAGAUGAACCUCAUAUCCUUUCAUCUUCCUCCUCCAUUGAAUUCAUCAUCAUCCUCAUCCCAGAACUCUGCUAACAUACGCUACCAUGAUGCCAGGAGGUGAACUUCUUUAUCCUUCACCGCAACAUCAACCGGCAACACCACCGCAGCAACCACAUUCUACAAUAAUCACAACAGCAACAUCAGAAUUACUAGAAGAUGAAACAUGGGUUUGGUCUCAAAUCAAAGCAGAAGCACGUCGUGAUGCAGAAUCAGAACCUGCUUUAGCAUCAUACUUGUACUCAACCAUCCUCUCACACUCUUCUCUUGAGAGAUCAUUGUCGUUUCAUCUAGGUAACAAACUCUGUUCUUCAACCUUGUUAUCAACGCUUCUGUAUGAUUUGUUCUUGAACUCGUUCUCGACGGAUCCCGAUUUACGUUCUGCAACUGUGGCCGAUUUAAGAGCAGUCCGAGCUCGUGACCCAGCUUGUGUGUCAUACUCACAUUGUUUAUUGAAUUACAAAGGAUUUUUAGCAUGCCAAGCACAUAGAAUUGCACACAAAUUGUGGAUUGAAUCUCGUCGGCCUUUAGCCUUAGCAUUACACUCUAGGAUUGCGGAUGUUUUCUCCGUGGAUAUACAUCCUGCGGCGAAGAUUGGGAAAGGGAUAUUGUUUGAUCAUGCUACUGGGGUUGUGGUAGGAGAAACUGCAGUGAUUGGUAACAAUGUAUCGAUUUUGCAUCAUGUAACGUUAGGUGGGACGGGGAAAUCGGGAGGCGAUAGGCACCCGAAGAUUAGUGAUGGGGUGUUGAUUGGUGCUGGGGCGACUAUACUAGGGAAUAUCAAGAUUGGUGAAGGAGCUAAAAUUGGUGCUGGGUCUGUUGUGCUAAUUGAUGUGCCUGCAAGAACUACAGCUGUGGGUAACCCUGCUAGAUUAGUUGGUGGGAAAGAAAAACCUUCUAUGCAUGAAGAUGUACCUGGGGAGUCUAUGGAUCAUACUUCUUUUAUAUCUGAAUGGUCUGAUUAUAUCAUAUAAACAAUGUCUAAAACAUACAAAAAACUGUUGUUAGUUUCAUUUGUUUCAAUAAAGUUUAAGGUAUUUGAUAGAGUUUUUGUUGUUAUGACUAAGAACUUGUCUUUUGUUUUGGAAAUUAGCUUUGUCAGAUACUGCAAAGUGCCGUUUAGUUUAGAUUAAAAAUUCUGUAUUAGAUGGUUUGUAGUGCAUGUUUGUAUGGAAAUCUGGGAAGUUUUGGGUUUGGAA
Papaver somniferum (opium poppy) is the source of this 1382-nucleotide messenger RNA. Its product is annotated as serine acetyltransferase 5-like. The transcript has a single exon. Gene Ontology annotation, molecular function: L-serine O-acetyltransferase activity. The coding region runs from base 231 to 1157 and encodes 308 amino acids. NCBI's taxonomy places the organism in Eukaryota, Viridiplantae, Streptophyta, Magnoliopsida, Ranunculales, Papaveraceae. Gene Ontology annotation, cellular component: cytosol; cytoplasm. The record is from RefSeq and is a predicted model, not a curated record.